AUUACUAGUCACUGAGAAAUCAUAUAAGAAUACAGAUACUUUUAUCCUUUACAAUGGCAUCCAGAGGAGAUAAUGUGGAGAAAUACAGGUCUUUUCUGGAUUCAGAAAAUGCGAAAGACGUUCAAUGGAGGUUUGGUGCUCCUCCAAAUUAUGAUAUUGUCAACAAACUUUUUGAAGAAGGCCAAACUAAGAUAUGGCCAGCGGGUUCUCUGGAAGAAAAAGUGCAGAACCUUGUAAAGACGUGGGAAAUGGAGAUUUUUCAUAAAGCGCGACUAGAAGACUUUAAAACGCUUGAUCCAAACAAGUUUACUAUAAGCAUCAACGGAAGGAAAGGCAUGACAAUGGGAGAGAUAAAAAAGAUCAAGGGAGCAUACAAUGCUAUGCUACAGACACAACUGCCAGAACACUAUCGUGUCUACAAUCCGGCUGAAGAAUCAGCUGAUUCAUCUCAUAUCAUUUUCACCACAGCAUUUCCUCGCGGAUUUGCACUAGAGAUUCUCCAAGUUUAUACAGGACCACCAGUGAUUGUGUACAAGUUUAGGCACUGGGGUUUUGUGGAAGGUCCUUUUAAAGGACAUGCUCCUACUGGUGAAAAAGCGGAGUUUCAAGGAAUAGCCAUCUUCGAGUUGGGUGAAGACUCAAAGAUUGUGAAAGUGGAGUUAUUCUACGACAGGGGAGAACUUAUCGGAGGUCUUAUGAAGGGUGGAAAGACUAAUGACUCCAUUAGUGAAAUUGCUUCAAGCUGCCCCAUUAUGAGAAGUACAGGAUAGUCUUUGCAGGAUAUAGAUGAUGAAUUGAUGAUAACCAGAAUAAUCAGAAAUGAUUCUACCUAAGUCAUAUACUAUGUAUUACUAAAACUGUGCAUUUUCCUUGUAUUUUCAAAGAAUUGGUGUGUUUAAUUUGCCAAAAAUAAAAUAAAAUUGUGUCUUUAUUUCAUGAAUAUAA
Daucus carota subsp. sativus is the source of this 945-nucleotide messenger RNA. Its product is annotated as pathogen-related protein. The transcript has 4 exons. Lineage: Eukaryota; Viridiplantae; Streptophyta; Magnoliopsida; Apiales; Apiaceae. The coding region runs from base 54 to 770 and encodes 238 amino acids. The record is from RefSeq and is a predicted model, not a curated record.